CGCGCCAUCAUCGGCCAGAAGAUAAUCUUCAAAUAUCAAUUCAUCUUCAUACGGAAAGCUCAUAAGAGAGCCUCUUUUUCUACGCGACUAUGGCGGACCAACUCUUGGAACAAGUACGAGAUGCAGUAGAUGGUCAAAUUGAUUUCGAAGGCCAAAAACUAGCUGAGAUCUUAGCCACAGUCGCCCUCGUAAUUGUCGGGGGAGUUUCCUUCCUCGUCGGCUUCUUUCUACAAGACAUUGCUCUUGCGCUCAAAAUUGGCCUCGGCGGCACAGCCCUUACCUUCCUCCUCGUCGUUCCUCCGUGGCCUUUCUUCAACAAGCACCCAGUUAAAUGGCUUCCUGUCGGAGGCGAACCAGCGAUUACAAGCGCGCAACAGAACAUAGUUAUCGACGAGAAAAUGUUUACGAAAUAAAUGGCAGGGUUUAUUCGCACCUAGGCGGUAUAUCUAUGGACUUCUGGAAUGCAGACAGAGGCUAAGGUUAAGAGUGGGAUGUGAUGCGAAUAAUACUCAAUUCUGCAAUACUACCACCAUAAGUGUGGCCCAAGUAUGUGACGUGAA
Molecule: messenger RNA, 560 nt
Organism: Annulohypoxylon maeteangense
Lineage: Eukaryota; Fungi; Ascomycota; Sordariomycetes; Xylariales; Hypoxylaceae
Product: SPC12-domain-containing protein
Exons: 3
Coding region: 90-413 (107 amino acids)
Biological process (GO): protein targeting to ER
Cellular component (GO): endoplasmic reticulum membrane; signal peptidase complex
Source: RefSeq, a predicted model, not a curated record